Molecule: messenger RNA, 2400 nt
Organism: Emiliania huxleyi CCMP1516
Lineage: Eukaryota; Haptophyta; Isochrysidales; Noelaerhabdaceae
Exons: 16
Coding region: 1-2400 (799 amino acids)
Source: RefSeq, a predicted model, not a curated record
AUGGUGACCGUCUACCUUCUCUCGUGCUCUGGCGGCGUGGCGAUCCGCCACAGCCCACCAAUCAUGUCUCUUGCUGCACCUCAAGCAGCUUCGGUGCUCGACCAAGUGGCAAGUGGGAUGGCUGCGGUCUCUGAAGGCCUGACGUCGCUGUCGCUGAUGCCAGACAUUCUGUCGCUCCCAGACGGCCUGUCGCUCCCAGACGGCCUUUCGCUGCCGUCGCUCGCCGCCGAGCUUGCGGUCGCCGCCGAGCACGCUGGCUCUCUCGUGCCGCCGGAGCUCUGGAGCAACGCGCCGCUCUUCGGCACGGCGCUCACGCCCACGGCCGCCCUGCUCCAGCUCGGUGUGAUUGGCGCUGCCGCUGUCGGCGGCGCAAUCUCCCGCGCAGAGCUGGAUGGCGAGGCGCCGUACGCGCCGGGGACGGACUCGUACGACCCGGCCGCGGCGGACGCGUUUUUCCGCGCGCGGCCGCUGCUAGUGGCCAAGCGCCUCUGCUCUCUCAGCUACCUGACGGGCGGCUUCACGGCUGGUGUGCUGUGGGACUGGCUCGCGCUCUCGAUCCGCACCGACCUCAUCCCCGAGGCGUACGCACUCGAGCUGCGCCAGCUGCAGGACGCGGUGCCGCCCUUCCCCUCCUCCGAGGCGUUUGCAGUGCUGCGGCGGCAGCUGGGCGUGCGAGACCUCACGCAAAUCUUCGGCGAGAUCACGGCGGCGCCGGCGACGCUGCGGGAGGGCGAGACGCAGGUGGCGGUCAAGGUGCAGCGGCCUGGCAUCCUCGCAGAGAUCGCCCUCGACCUGCACGUGCUGCGGCUGCUCACGCCGCUGCAGACGAUGUUCCAGAACGCGGUCAACGGCGUCCAGACGCAGCCGGAGGACAUCGCGGUCGCGCUGCAGCUCGUCGAUGAGUGGGGCCGCGGCUUUGCGAGGAACACGGCGGGGUUUGCUGCGUCGAUGAAGGCGCGCGGCCUCGACGCGGUCUGCGCGCCGGUGGUUGUGGAGCGGCUGGUGCGCGAUACGGUGUUGGUGACCGAGUGGGUCGACGGCUCGCGCCUCGACUCCGACGCGUCGCCCGACGUGCCGCGGCUGUGCGGCGUCGCGCUCAACGCGUACCUGACCAUGCUGCUCGACACGGGCCUCUGCAUCCUCGACUGGGGCAUGACGCUCGAGGUGCCGUCGAACCUGCAGUAUGCGCUCCUUGAGUUCAUCGCGCACCUGAACGUCGAGGACUACGACGCGGACUUCAUCAACCUCGGCUUCUCGCCGGAGGGGGUGUCCGCCGAGCGGCUCAAGGCGUCCGGCAUCACCGACGGCCUCUCCUUUGCCUUUCGGCAGCUGAGCGCGGGCGGCGGGCCAAAGAAGAUUGCCGAGCGCGCGCAGCUCGCCUCGGAGGGGGUCGACGUCAAGGGCGUGACCAACGUGAUGGAGGAGGUGUCGCGCCGCAACCGCGAGCUCUUCGCGCUGCCGCCGUACGUCCUCUACGUCGCACGCGCCUUCUCCACCCUCGAGGGGAUCGGCCUCUCGGUCGACGAGGACUACGCAAUCGUGCAGGAGUGGUUGCGCUCUCCUCCACAAGUCUCAGUCGACGCGUUCAAACCAGCCCUCGGCCCAACAGAGCACGGGCUGGAGUGCUACCCCUACCUCGCUCGCCGGCUCUUCACCGACCGCUCGCCGCGCUCCAAGGCGGCCCUGCGGGCGAUGCUCGGCCUCGACGGCCCGGCGUUCCGCGAGGCCACCGCGGCCACCGCGACGGUGGACCGAGGCGCGGGCCAGUCGGAGGCGACGCGUGAGCUGGCCGGGCUGCUGAUCCUAGAAGCGGAAUACGUAGCCAUGCAUUCCAACCAGCUGCUGAUCGACCCGGAGGGGUCGACGCUGCAGGACAUCCUUGUGGAGGAGAGCGCACGGCUUGGCGAUGCCGCGGUGCGGCAGGCGCUGCGUACCGCCUUGGUGGACACGCCAGCCUCGCUGGUCGCGCCCCUCGGCCUUAAGCCGCCGCCGGCCCUCGAGGCGCUCCUGGCGGCGACCGACGAGGACGAGCGCGCCCUCGCCACCGCGUCAGAGAUCGCCGAGCUUAUCGGCCCGCGCGUGCGCCAGGAGCUGGGCGCGGCCGCGAGCGAGCCGCCGCUGCCGACCGCCGUGGCCGAAGCGGUCGGCUCCCUCCUCGCGGAUGGAGGCGCACGCGGCGACGUGUGGCGCGGCGUGCAGGGCGUGACGACUCUCUCUCGCCGCGUCGGGGCGCUCAUGCUGCGCCGGGGCGUGCAGCGCGCCGAGGGCACUCCCGGCUUGCCAGCGGCGGCUCGAGAGGCGAUCAUCAACGGCAACAAGGCGCCGGCGGCGCAGCGGCUGCGGCAGCUUGCGGCGCGCCUGCGGGAGGGCGUCGAGGUCCGCGGUGCCCUCUGGGGAUGA